GUCUUCACUACGAUGCCUCAGAAAUUAUCCCCACUCCCACAAUGGGCUCCUCAGUCUCCAAAGGCGCUCGCGCAGCCGGCAACGCCGCUCGCAAAUACCCCACACGAGUCACCAAUGCCACAAACACGCCUUCUUCCGCUCCUCCAGUAGCACCAGGCGGCCGACCUGGACCUACCGUGCAUCCGACACCACAGGCAAGCCAGGCCAAGACUGAGGCAAUAAACCUCGACGGCCAAGACCCAACCUUCGCCGCCCAACUCCGCUCCCUCGGCGCCGUCCAACCAAACCCCCACUACUCCUCCACCUCAACAUCCCCUCUAGACCCCCAACGCUCCGCGGACACAGACUACACUUCCCAGCCCACGUCGCAGUACCCUUCCGCGUACCCCGACCCAAGCACCAACCCCGCGCUGACCGUGCUCGCGGCGCGGACAAGACUGCAGGAGCUGGCGGAAGAAGAGCUGUCGCAAACGGGCCGGAGGGGCUUCCAGGGGCGGUCGUUUGUGGAUGUCGCGGCCGUAAGGCAGGCUAUGAUGCUUGUGCAGCGGGGGGAGACGCAAAGUAAGGCGGAGGAGACGGUGGGGUUGAAGAAGGGGAGGUUGGGGGCGCUGGGAAGGGGGAUUGUGGAGGCUGUGUGAAUUUGAUGCAGGGAUAUCAAGUGUAUAAUACUGUAUUGGUUGGAUGGGCGUAUUAUAAGCAUGGGGGAAACCCUGGUUACAGGAUGUAGGAUUACGACCAAGAAGGCGUAUGGUAGGCAUUGUCCUGAAGACCGGAGUCGGAAGCAUGAAUAAGUGGGUCACACUCAGUAAUGAGCUCUCCUUCAAGCAUGGAGAACUUGGACUAGUCAAACGAGUUUUUAUACCAUCUGAAUCAGACGCGCAGAUUGCGCAUCAUUCAACACAAUGAAGC
Messenger RNA from Mytilinidion resinicola, 909 nucleotides. RefSeq lists its product as uncharacterized. The record is from RefSeq and is a predicted model, not a curated record. The transcript is spliced from 2 exons. Lineage: Eukaryota; Fungi; Ascomycota; Dothideomycetes; Mytilinidiales; Mytilinidiaceae. The coding region runs from base 42 to 638 and encodes 198 amino acids.